Messenger RNA from Gadus chalcogrammus (walleye pollock), 4078 nucleotides. RefSeq names its product VPS10 domain-containing receptor SorCS2-like. The coding region runs from base 1 to 882 and encodes 293 amino acids. The record is from RefSeq and is a predicted model, not a curated record. Lineage: Eukaryota; Metazoa; Chordata; Actinopteri; Gadiformes; Gadidae. The transcript is spliced from 9 exons.
AUGCUGUUUAAUCCCCAGCUCUCCCUGGAGAGCAGCAUCCUGACGUGGUUCCCUGAGGCGGGGGAGGUGAGCGUGACGGUGCAGGCCUCCAACGGCCGCUCCAUGGUGCAGGACUCCCGGAGCGUCAGGGUCUACGACAUCUUCCAGGUCAUCCCGCUGAGCUUCAGCCCCAACCUGGACGGCCUCAACCCCAACAUCCCCGAGUGGAGAGAGGACAUCGGCCAGGUGGUCACCAAGCUGCUCACCAAGAUCACAGGCAUCCCAGAGGAGUCGCUGGUCACCAUGGUGAAGCCAGGACUGCCCACCACAGCCAACCUGUACAUCGUACCGCUGGAGAGCAAGCCAGUCACCAAGAGUGUGUUUGUAGAUAAGAGAAUCCCAGCCAUCAUCCAGGCGUUCAGCGACCACAACGUCAGCUUCGUGGUGCGUGGAGGGGUCAAGGUUCUGGUGAUGCUGGCCGACCCAAACGCAGGACUCGGCCUAGUUGCUAGUGAGUCACCAGACACCACGACGGAGAAUGGUUACCACGGGGCCGCUGGGGGCCCGGGGGUUUGGGCCCUGGCCGUCGUCCUGCUGAUCAGCCUCCUGGCCUCAGGGUCGUUCAUCCUGUACAAGUUCAAAAGUCCUUGGCUGAGGACUGAGGACGCCUACCCUCCGCUGUUUUUCAGGAAGCUGCCGGGCAGCCGCAACGUGUACGCCCAGAUGCACAACGAGAAGGAGCAGGAGAUGACCAGCCCCGUGAACCACAGCGAGGACACGCAGCACAUCAUCCAGGGGGAGGAGUUCAUCGACGACGACCUGGACGCCCAGACGCUAGGCAAUCAUUCGGGCGUGGUCCUGAGCGUAAACUCCAGAGAACUGCACAGCUACCUGACCAGCUGAUGGCUGCCACGGCAGUGUGCUAACCGAGCUACGUUAGCCUAGCCUAGCCGGCUAAUGAGCACAGAGACUUCCACACUCUGCCUUCCUCUUUUUAAUGGCCCACAAUGCACCCCGGGAGGCGGGGAGGGGUUCUUCCUUGCUCUACGUCCCACCCAAUCACAGCUUGACUCACACAUUCACCCACAGAGCACUUCUAGUAAUCUCGUAGUGCCGCUUUGCUAGCAGAGCCUAGCAUUAGUUUCACACCAUUCCCUGUUCUCCGCACCCUCGUCUCUCUCCUUCAGCAGCGGUGGUUGAGGUUAGAGGCGGGGAUUGAAGGAAAUGCACUUCUAUGCUUCUGUCUUUUAGCUGCGUCUUUGUCGAGGGCCUUGCGGGCACACACACAUGAACACACGUUAUCCUUAGUCACUGUUACCAUAGAUCCCGAAUCACUAUCACAGGUAAUGGACUUCAGGAUUCUGUCCAUGGCAGACUACAAAGUCAAAGCCACACCAAGUAGAUGUGGCCAAAGAUUAGCAUGGCCAGCUUCUGUCCCCGGCGAUUUUGCUGUCGCACAAAAGUUGUAGUGUAUUUUACGUUUUUAACGACUUUACCAGGAUUUUCGUUCUAUUUUUCAUACUAUUCUUACACACUUUCAAGCUCAUUAUGUACAUUUUCGUGUCACUGUCGUUCUGUCUCCUGAAAUGACUGUGUACUCUCACUGUUUUAAGGCAAUAAUAUUCUUUCUGAAAGAAAGAAAGAAAGAAGGAGAAAUACAUUUUGUUAAAUGUUUUGAGGUUUUCAUGAGUUUCAAGACGGAGAAAGUAGGGUAGCAACUAAGUCAGAGCUAAAUAAGCAGAACUUGACAGGGGGAAAGGAUUAUUUACAACAAGUAUCCAACCGUAAGUUUAGCCACACUGCUAAGAGAUAGACAUCAUUUUGUAGUUUUGUGUGUAACCGUGUGUGCGUGUCGAUAUCAAGAACUAGUCUGGAAUCAUAUUUAAAGAUUUUUGUCUGUUUGUAGUUCAUCUUUUUUAUUUAAACACAAGUCAGAUCUCAAACCAAUCGAAAAAUGUAAAAACUCGAACUCGAAAAAACUUUUGACAACAUCACAGGUUAAUUAACACAUCCAGACUAUCCCUUAUAAAGUUAAUUUGGCAUGGUUGAGAGCUGCCAUUCAUUCUACAACAUAAACGUUGGUCCCAUGGUGCCUAAAAAGGCGGAUUUUGAAUCUGCCCCAAGACAUAACCUGUGCUCGUUUCGUAUUUAUUCCUUCAUUAAACCAUAUGACCCGUCUGCCCCCACAGUAACUUGUCAGGAGUUCAAAGGUAUACUGGUUCCCCAGGAGUCGAGGAUUGGUGUCUCCGAAGAGGCGUGGUUGGGAUUUACACUGUAUAAGCCUAUAUUAGGCAUUGUCAGGGCGGCAAUCUUGUCUCCGUAAGGAUUAGAUUUUCUUGUGUGUGUAUGUGGGUGUGUGUGUACAUAAAUAUGUAAAUAGAACAAUCUUCAAUUGUAAAUAUAACUCCCUUGAUGUGUGACUAUUUUUCACUAAUACCAAAAUGCUUUUUUUGUUUGCAUCGUUUGCUUUUCUGCGUAAUCUCGCAUCGAUCCGAACAACUUUUCAAACUCUGCAAAGAGGUUUGGGGACAUUUUCGACAAGAACUUUUAAUUGUCACAUUUGAGGAAACAGAUAUCUGUCAUUGGUCAGUUCAAGUGUAUUGACAACUCACUGUGUCUCAGCUCCUUUCCUGUUCAACUUUCAAUGUAGAAUUCUGACUGGAGUAUAUUAGGAUUCUCACUUGAAGUAGCUCUUCGUUGAAUCAGAGCGUGGCGAAUCUUUCACUUAGCUGACACGGUUAUUUCAACGUGGUUGCCUGCUUUACACAUGUUUUUAUUUCAGCAUAAUAUGUCCAAGAAAAUGUCUUGGAUUGUCAACUGCUUUUUAUUGUGGUUCAUCAAGUUUUAUCAUCACUAUACAUCUAUAGUCACAUACACACAGUGAUAUCCAGUUACACAAAUAUUUUUGAUACACAACUGUCAAAUGCCUUUUUUUUUUCUUAUGUCUUUUACAGAAGUUUAACGUCUGUUGGUUUGUUUGCACUAAUUAUAUAAUCUGUGAUGUAUUGAAGGUGUAUUAUAUAUUUUGGCUGCAAAAAAGCUGCCACUACAAAUCCAGGCAAUAACGGUACAGGACCAUAAUGGUGAUCGACUCAAAGGCUGCAUUCCAAUACUCUGUUACCUUUCUUCCCAAAAUGUCAAGAUGCUCUCAAAUGACGGAGAAGCUGCCUAAAGCUACUGACGAGUCUUCCUUGGACCAAAGUUCCUUGACUGCGUCCUUAGACAUACUGUUUACUGAUGUAAGUUAUUUUAGUCUAUGCUUCUUUUGAUGACAUGUUUCAAGCUAAAAACAAUUAUGAAUUGUUUCUUCUCCACAUAGUGGACAACACAGUAUAUGGUUUUAUGAGUUUGUAGAUAAGUUAAAUACUACAAUCAUGGCUUCCUUGCCAUUUGCACCAAAGCCAAAACAGACCAAAGGUUUACCUGGGUCAAUUAGAACCUGUGGGUGUGGCUUAUUUACCAUUCCGCCCACUUCCAGUGAAUGUUGUGGUUGGGCCCAGAUCACCAACAAGUAGAUUCCACACUGGCACUUUACUCCAGCACGAUUAAUCAACGCUAAUGCUUUGUCUCCCUAAAGGUGUGAUAAACAAGCAAAAGGAAGUUGGAUUUUUUGGAAUGCAGCCAUAGUCGAUAGAGGUGAACAUCUUGACGCAUUAUUAGGGCCAUGCUGUACUUCACUGUUCAUUGUGCACCUGAGAAAACAAACAACAGAUCACUCGUGUUUCACAUCGUGUUGAACAUAUUUUGUACAUAUUCUGCUGUUGGUUGGCUUCGUGGUGUCGUAUGUUGUUAGGACAUCAGUCCAGCAAGGCCACACCAGGGGGGUGGCGCAGUGGGGGUAUAACAGCAUCCCGAUGUUGGCUUUUUUUGACCUCGCCACUGAUGCUACAAAAUUUGACCAACCCCUUUUUUGAUUUUAUUUUCGUUUUGCUUUUUAUAUUGCUUUACUUUUGUUUUUGUUGUUUUUGUUUUGUUUUUUGAUUGAAGGAAGUGUUGUGCACUUAACCUGCAUUCCGGAAUUAAAUCACUCCCACAACUUCAUGUCUAUGAUCGCUUUUCUACCACAAAUAACCAUUUCAUUGUAUGAUGAAAUGACAUU